AUGCUCAUCGAAGGUGGUUUUCCGGGUAGUACACUUCUUAAACCUGAACACAAGAGUAUAUUAAAUGAAUUUUAUGGGAAUCAGAAUCAGCAAUGGACACUAAUGUAUAAAGCAUCAAGGCAUGGAUUCGAUGCUGCUUCAUUUCACUCACAUUGUGAUCAAGAUGGGGAGACAAUAACAAUUAUCCAAUCGAACAAUGGUUACUUGUUCGGUGGUUAUACCUCAGUCCCUUGGAGUUCAAGUGGUGACUUUGAGAGUGAUGCCACUGCAUUCUUGUUCACUCUAACGAACCCUCAUGCCAUUUCGCCUACUAAAUAUUCAGUCGUUAAGCAAUUCGUACCUUAUGCAGUUUGUCAUAACGGUGGCUUUGGACCAACAUUUGGUUGUGGUCUUGAUCUAUACGUGGCAACGGACAAACGUAUAUUAAAUAAACUUCGAGGACAUAUUGAUAAAUUUGAUAUUCCAAAAGAAUUUCCAUAUAAAGAAUCAUUUUCUGAUCUUGAUGUUCUUAUUGUAUGUCCAUCAUCAACAAAUAUUCUAAAUUUAAUUAAAGGUUUAUUUAAUCCAGAAGCAUUAUAUCAUAAUGGUGGUGGUUAUUCAUUCGAUUUUGAACUAUUUCAAAUUGAUUAA
This is a messenger RNA of Rotaria sp. Silwood1, 630 nucleotides long. NCBI's taxonomy places the organism in Eukaryota, Metazoa, Rotifera, Eurotatoria, Philodinida, Philodinidae. The record is from the annotation of a GenBank genome assembly.